AUGACAAGGCCUGGGAGGGUACUUCUGUGCUUCUCCGACACAGGAGGCGUAAGCAUUACUUUUGGAGAUGCAGUUAGAGCUGCUUUGAAAAUUAAGGCUUCGGCUUUGAUCUUUGCUGAACCAGUGCCCAGGCCUGAAGGCCCUGAUCUCAUUCCAACUAUCCGUAUCGACUUUAUUCAAGGAGAUCAACUUAGGAAAUAUCAACAAACAUUUACUGACGGUAUUCCUAAGGUGAAAAUAGGACCAACAAAAGCUGUCAUUAGGAAGUCAGUAGCACCAAGAGUUGCCUACUUCUCUUCAAGAGGGCCAAGCUCAAUUGAACCCGAUAUUCUCAAGCCAGAUAUAAGUGCUCCUGGACUAAACAUCUUAGCUGCUUGGCCAACAAAAACUCCUCCAAUUCCUGGAAACGGCAUAAUUGAUGAUAACCGUACAGUAGAAUGGAAUUUUCAAUCAGGAACUUCAAUGUCAUGCCCUCACGUCUCAGGCAUUGUUGCUCUUCUCAAAUCUGCACAUCCCAAUUGGUCUCCUGCUGCUCUCAGGUCUGCUCUCAUGACUACAGCAUACACAAGGGACAAUUCCCUUGAUGAAAUUUUAUCCGAUGGAUCACCAACAAAAGUUUCCGAUCCCUUUGACAUUGGCGCCGGCCACGUAGACCCCGUAAGAGCUAUGGAUCCUGGCUUAGUUUACGACAUGAAAACCAGCGAUCACAUCCUAUUCCUCUGCAAUCUCGGCUACACUCAAGAACAAAUACAAGUCCUUCUUCUUCCCUGCCCAAGUCCUGACCUCAUAAGGUGUCCAAAAUCAAGAAAACCAAACUUCAACCUAAAUUACCCUUCCAUCACAGUCUCGAAUCUUCGGUCUACUGUGACAAUCAAGAGGACGGUCCGCAACGUAGGACCAUGCAAAUGCGCCCUGUAUUUCAGCAGCGUCGUUGAGCCUAAUGGCGUGCAAGUGGUGGUGUGGCCUAAGGUUUUGUUUUUCUCGUGGUUUAGGGAAGAAGUAACCUACCAUGUUACUCUCAUACCGCGGAAGAAGUCUCAAGGAAGAUACGACUUUGGGGAAAUUGUUUGGUCAGAUUACUCGAGCCAUAAGGUUACGAGUCCUUUGGUUGUGCGUGUGAACACAUUUGAUACAACGAGUACAACUUCAGCUGCUCAUGAAGAAGAUGAUGAUGAUGAUGAUGAUCAACUUAUAAGUGAAGCUUAA
Messenger RNA from Morus notabilis, 1206 nucleotides. RefSeq names its product subtilisin-like protease SBT3.18. The transcript has 4 exons. The record is from RefSeq and is a predicted model, not a curated record. The coding region runs from base 1 to 1206 and encodes 401 amino acids. Gene Ontology annotation, biological process: proteolysis. NCBI's taxonomy places the organism in Eukaryota, Viridiplantae, Streptophyta, Magnoliopsida, Rosales, Moraceae. Gene Ontology annotation, molecular function: serine-type endopeptidase activity.